AUGCACACAACCAUCCGCCCCCCUCCUACUAUCAUCGCCCUCCUAUCCUCGCCCUCCUAUCCUCGCCCUCCUACCCUCGCCCUUCUACCCUCCUACCCUCGCCCUCUAUCGUUCUAUCCUCGCCCUCCUACCCUCCUAUCCUCGCCCUCCUACCCUCCUAUCCUCGCCCUCCUAUCCUCGCCCUCCUAUCCUCGCCCUCCUAUCCUCACCCUCCUACCCUCCUAUCAUCUCCCUCCUAUCCUCCUAUCCUCGCCCUCCUACCCUCUCCCUCCUAUCCUCGCCCUCCUAUCCUCGCCCUCCUAUCCUCGCCCUCCUAUCCUCGCCCUCCUAUCCUCGCCCUCCUAUCCUCGCCCUCCUAUCCUCGCCCUCCUAUCCUCGCCCUCCUAUCCUCGCCCUCCUAUCCUCGCCCUCCUACCCUCGCCCUCCUACCCUCGCCCUCCUAUCCUCGCCCUCCUAUCCUCGCCCUCCUAUCCUCGCCCUCCUAUCCUCGCCCUCCUAUCCUCGCCCUCCUAUCCUCGCCCUCCUAUCCUCGCCCUCCUAUCCUCGCCCUCCUAUCCUCGCCCUCCCUAUCCUCGCCCUCCUAUCCUCGCCCUCCCUAUCCUCGCCCUCCUAUCCUCGCCCUCCUAUCCUCGCCCUCCCUCAUCCUCACCCUCCUAUCCUCACCCUCCUACCCUCCAAUCCUUUCCCUCCUAUCCUCACCCUCCUGUCCUCGCCCUCCUACCCUCCUAUCGUCUGGCGCCUACCCUCCCAUCCUCCUACCCUCCCAUCCUCCUACCCUCCCAUCAUCCUCACCCUCCUAUCCUCACCGUCCUAUCCUCACCGCCCUAUCCUUACCCUCCUAUCCUCACCUUCCUAUCCUCGCCCUCCUAUCCGUUACUACACU
Oncorhynchus gorbuscha (pink salmon) is the source of this 883-nucleotide messenger RNA. RefSeq names its product 36.4 kDa proline-rich protein-like. The annotation marks the transcript as partial. NCBI's taxonomy places the organism in Eukaryota, Metazoa, Chordata, Actinopteri, Salmoniformes, Salmonidae. The record is from RefSeq and is a predicted model, not a curated record. The transcript has a single exon.